UAAAUGAAUGAAAAGAAGUGACUUUGCUAUUAUCUCUUCAUUCAUUGUCCUUCUCCCUACUCUACUACAAUUUCUCUCUCUAAUUAAUUUCUUAUUUUCCUCUUAAAUACUAUUCUAUUUCCAUAUCUCACUCUCAUAUCAAGAUUGCAGUAACAUCAAGAGAUUUAAUUGAAAAGAGGAAGCUAUGGACAAUAUUAAUGAUUCCCCUCAACAUGAGUCAGAACCAUCUAAUUUAGAACUCAAACCAGAAUCUCAAGCAUCUAAGAAACGGAAAAUGGUUGAGAAAAGAGUUGUGAGAGUGAGGGUAGGAGAGAAUGUUAGUAAGCUGAAGAAUGAAGGACUUCCUACAGAUUUUGGGUCUUGGAGGAAAUAUGGACAAAAGCCAAUCAAAGGCUCUCCAUAUCCAAGGGGAUAUUAUAGAUGCAGCGCAUCAAAGGGAUGUUCAGCAAAAAAGCAAGUUGAGAGAAGUAGCACAGAUUCUUCAAUGCUUAUCAUCACUUAUACUUCAACACAUAACCAUCCAGAUCCUACAACUUUACUUCAACAACCAAAACAAUCCAAAACCAAAACAAUUGAAGAACAAGAACAUAUAGAAGAAGAAAUGAUUAAUAGUAAUAAUAAUAAGAAUAAGAAUAAGAGCACUAUAACCAAUGAUCAAAUGACAAAUGAAGAAAAUUAUCAUUACUUGCAAUCUCCAAUAGACCAAGAAGAUCCUUUCAAAUUACACACAGAAAUAAACCAUGCUGACAAAAUAGAUAUUCUGUUAGAGGAAGAGCCUCUCUGUUAUGCAAAGUUGAAGAAUUUGUCAGCAUCUAAAUCAGAAGAACUUGACUUUUUCGAUGAGCUUGAGGAGUUGCCUAUGUCUUCAUCUUUUUUACACUUUACGAGGAGCAUUUUUUCUGAUGAAAGGAUUCCUGUUGCUCCUUCUUGAUUUUAUUCAAGUGUUUUUUUUUAUCUGUUUGUGUCCUCUAGAAAAAUGUAACUAUAGUGUAUUUGUUAAUUUGGCAUCUUUCUAUUUUUCUCCUUUAUUUAUUAUAUAUAUAUAUAUUCCCUCCAA
Messenger RNA from Cicer arietinum (chickpea), 1057 nucleotides. RefSeq lists its product as uncharacterized. NCBI's taxonomy places the organism in Eukaryota, Viridiplantae, Streptophyta, Magnoliopsida, Fabales, Fabaceae. The record is from RefSeq and is a predicted model, not a curated record. Gene Ontology annotation, biological process: regulation of DNA-templated transcription. Gene Ontology annotation, molecular function: transcription cis-regulatory region binding; DNA-binding transcription factor activity. Gene Ontology annotation, cellular component: nucleus.